Molecule: messenger RNA, 1419 nt
Organism: Coregonus clupeaformis (lake whitefish)
Lineage: Eukaryota; Metazoa; Chordata; Actinopteri; Salmoniformes; Salmonidae
Product: metal transporter CNNM4
Exons: 1
Biological process (GO): magnesium ion transport; magnesium ion homeostasis
Cellular component (GO): plasma membrane
Molecular function (GO): magnesium ion transmembrane transporter activity; sodium ion transmembrane transporter activity
Source: RefSeq, a predicted model, not a curated record
AUGGCGACAGACUGGAGUGUCUGGCAGGGGUAUACACUAACUUUAAUAGUUUUCCUAUGGUGUACGGUGGGCACAGGAGCUGAGACGGGGGUCCCGGAGACUGGUAGUCCCACCCGGAUCUUCGGCAUGCGGCUGGAGAGGAGUGACAAGCCGGCCACGACCACCAAUGACGGGGUGAUUCAGGUAACAGAAGAGAGCAACAUCUUCCUGAGGUUCUACGGGCUGCAGAUUCUUCCUGACACCUCGUCACAGAUCAGAUUCACCGACCAUGAACAUGAGGAAGGUGAUGUUACCAGCAACAAUGCUCCUUUUAACAGGACUUGUGCCGACUAUAGCAAAGAUAUCGUUAUCAGGGGUGGCAUGAACGUGAGCCACCUCCGAACCUGGGGGGUUCUGAGUUUGAAAAUCAAGCCUCUCCGGAAGAGCGAGCCCCAGAAGGAGUAUGGGCUAUGCGUCCGGGAAAGCCAGGAUGGCAAGUGGUACCUGUUGGGUGAGGAUGACGGGAGGCUGCGGGUGGUGGAGGAGAAGAAGUCCAUGCUUCCUAUGUGGUUCCAGCGCAUCCUCAUCUGCUGCCUGCUGGUACUGUCAGGUAUGUUCAGCGGGCUUAACCUGGGACUCAUGGCCCUGGAUCCUAUGGAGCUCCGGAUAGUCCAGAGCUGCGGUACCGAGAAGGAGAAGAGGUAUGCCAGCAAGAUCGAGCCCAUUCGGAGGAAAGGGAACUAUCUGCUAUGCUCGUUGCUCCUGGGUAAUGUGCUUGUCAACACAACGCUCACUAUCCUUCUGGAGGACUUGAUAGGGUCAGGCCUGGGUGCUGUGGUCGCCUCCACUAUAAGUAUUGUCAUAUUUGGGGAGAUUGUGCCCCAGGCUCUGUGCUCUCGUCACGGGUUGGCUGUAGGAGCUAACACCAUCACGGCGACCAAGUUCUUCAUGUUGGUCACCUUCCCCCUGUCAUGGCCCAUCAGUAAACUCCUGGACUGUGUCCUGGGCUAGGAGAUCGGUACUGUGUACAACCGGGAGAAACUAGUGGAGAUGCUGAGAGUAACGGAACCAUACAAUGACCUGGUCAAAGAGGAGCUAAACAUGAUCCAAGGUGCGCUCGAGCUCAGGACCAAAACCGUUCAAGAUGUCAUGACACCGAUCAGUAACUCCUUCAUGAUCCACAGCGACGCCGUGCUGGACUUCAACACCAUGUCAGAGAUCAUGGAGAGCGGGUACACGCGCAUACCAGUGUUCGAGCACGAGCGGUCGAACAUUGUGGAUAUCAUGUUCGUCAAGGACUUUGUUGACCCGGAUGACUGUACGACGCUGAAGACUAUCACCAAGUUCUACAACCACCCGGUCCACUUCGUGUUCCAUGACACCAAGUUGGAUUCCAUGUUGGAGGAGUUCAAGAAAGGUUUGUUUGGAUACGGGGGCUGA